UUUCCGUUAGGUACUGAAAAGCUGGGGCGCGCGACUGUCCUCAGUCCCACGUGAAGCGCAACGCGAGCAUCGCUCGGCGGGGCCGCUCCACGCUCGCCGCCGAGGGCCCCGGAAGCGGUAGGAUACCGGAAGUGGCCCGCGGCGGUUCAGAAGCUACUCCCGGAGCCCCGUGUGAGGCGCCUGGGAUCACGGCGACGGCGCCAUGUCCCUGAUCUGCUCCAGGUGAAAACUGAGGUCUGGACAGAGGAAGCUGGUGCUGGGAAACAGCUCUGGUUAGGAGUCGGGAGACCCACCUCGAUUCACUGAUCUUCUCUGGGCCUCAGUGUCCUCAUCUGCAAAGCGAGAGCAUUGCCCUGAUGUUGUCCGAGUACCCGUUUGGGUAGUCCGAGCUUCUGCUAUUUGCGAGGGUCCCACAUCUCCAAUGAAGUGCCGGAGCACCCGUGCGUGUCUCCUGUCUCCAAUCAUGUCUAUGAGCGGCGGCUCAUUGAGAAGUACAUUGCAGAGAAUGGCACAGACCCCAUCAACAACCAGCCUCUGUCUGAGGAGCAGCUUAUCGACAUCAAAGUUGCUCACCCAAUCCGGCCCAAGCCUCCUUCAGCCACCAGCAUCCCAGCCAUUCUGAAAGCCUUGCAGGAUGAAUGGGAUGCGGUCAUGCUGCACAGCUUCACUCUGCGCCAGCAGCUGCAGACAACCCGCCAGGAGUUGUCUCACGCUCUGUACCAGCAUGAUGCCGCCUGCCGUGUCAUAGCCCGUCUCACCAAGGAAGUCACUGCUGCCCGAGAAGCUCUGGCUACCUUGAAACCACAGGCUGGUCUCAUUGUGCCCCAAGCUGUGCCAAGUUCACAGCCAAGUGUUGUGGGUGCAGGCGAGCCAAUGGAUUUGGGCGAGCUGGUGGGAAUGACCCCAGAGAUUAUCCAGAAGCUUCAAGACAAGGCCACUGUGCUAACCACGGAGCGUAAGAAGAGGGGGAAGACUGUGCCUGAGGAGUUGGUAAAGCCAGAAGAGCUCAGCAAAUACCGGCAGGUGGCCUCCCAUGUGGGGUUGCACAGUGCCAGCAUCCCAGGGAUCCUCGCCCUGGACCUCUGUCCCUCCGACACCAACAAGAUUCUCACUGGUGGGGCGGAUAAAAAUGUUGUCGUCUUUGACAAGACUUCUGAGCAAAUCCUGGCCACUCUCAAAGGUCAUACCAAGAAAGUCACCAGCGUGGUGUUUCACCCUUCCCAGGAUCUGGUAUUUUCUGCCUCCCCAGAUGCCACUAUCAGAAUUUGGUCCGUCCCAAACGCCUCUUGUGUACAGGUUGUUCGGGCCCAUGAGAGUGCCGUGACAGGCCUCAGCCUCCAUGCCACUGGUGACUAUCUCCUGAGCUCCUCUGAUGACCAGUACUGGGCCUUCUCUGAUAUCCAGACUGGGCGUGUGCUCACCAAGGUGACUGAUGAGACCUCUGGCUGCUCUCUCACCUGUGCGCAGUUCCACCCUGACGGACUCAUUUUUGGAACAGGAACCAUGGACUCUCAGAUCAAGAUCUGGGACUUGAAGGAGCGCACCAAUGUGGCUAACUUCCCUGGCCACUCGGGCCCCAUCACCAGCAUUGCCUUCUCCGAGAACGGCUACUACCUGGCUACAGCAGCCGAUGACUCCUCUGUCAAACUCUGGGAUCUGCGCAAGCUUAAGAAUUUUAAGACGUUGCAGCUGGAUAACAACUUUGAGGUGAAGUCACUGAUCUUUGACCAGAGUGGUACGUACUUGGCCCUUGGGGGCACGGAUGUCCAGAUCUACAUCUGCAAACAGUGGACGGAGAUUCUUCACUUUACAGAGCACAGUGGCCUGACCACAGGGGUGGCCUUCGGGCACCACGCCAAGUUCAUCGCUUCAACCGGCAUGGACAGGAGCCUCAAGUUCUACAGCCUGUAGGCCCUGCCCCUUCUGAGGGAAGCUGAGCCUCAUCUCAUAGUGGGGUAGAGUUAGGGC
Molecule: messenger RNA, 1968 nt
Organism: Choloepus didactylus (southern two-toed sloth)
Lineage: Eukaryota; Metazoa; Chordata; Mammalia; Pilosa; Megalonychidae
Gene: PRPF19
Product: pre-mRNA processing factor 19
Exons: 17
Coding region: 652-1911 (419 amino acids)
Biological process (GO): protein ubiquitination; mRNA splicing, via spliceosome; DNA repair
Cellular component (GO): Prp19 complex; U2-type catalytic step 1 spliceosome; cytoplasm
Molecular function (GO): ubiquitin protein ligase activity; protein binding
Source: RefSeq, a predicted model, not a curated record